AUGGGAGAGGAACCUCUUUCUUCUCAUCUACAGUCACUUGUCAUCCUGGAGUACAUUGAUGAGACCUGGAAACACAACCCCAUCUUGCCUACAGACCCUUACGAAAAGGCCUUGGCACGGUUCUGGGCUAGGUUCAUAGAUGAGAAGUUCUGGGCGAUCUGGCCGGCAGUAAAAAAGGCUAUAGUGAGUAGGGAAAGGGAGCGAGAGGAAGCGAUUGAAGAAACUCGGCCGCAUCUGAAAACCCUUGAGAGUGGGCUGAAAGAGAGGAAAUUCGUUGGAGGAGAGAGUUUGGGAUUCGUAGAGCUGGCUGCAAACGUUAUAGUUUGGCUUUUUGUUGCCCAAGAAGUUCUGGGACUGCUAACCGAAGAGAAGUUUCCCACUGUGCAUGAAUGGUAUCAAAGGUUUGCUGAUGAUGCUGUUUUCAAGGAAUGUGCGCCACCAAGGGAGCUAUUCAUUGCCUAUUAUAAAGCUCUAUUUGGAGCCUCCACUGCUUCCAAAUGA
Messenger RNA from Vitis vinifera (wine grape), 501 nucleotides. Its product is annotated as probable glutathione S-transferase. The transcript has 3 exons. Gene Ontology annotation, cellular component: cytoplasm. Gene Ontology annotation, molecular function: glutathione transferase activity. NCBI's taxonomy places the organism in Eukaryota, Viridiplantae, Streptophyta, Magnoliopsida, Vitales, Vitaceae. Gene Ontology annotation, biological process: glutathione metabolic process. The coding region runs from base 1 to 501 and encodes 166 amino acids. The record is from RefSeq and is a predicted model, not a curated record.